Podospora pseudocomata is the source of this 222-nucleotide messenger RNA. RefSeq lists its product as uncharacterized. The record is from RefSeq and is a predicted model, not a curated record. Lineage: Eukaryota; Fungi; Ascomycota; Sordariomycetes; Sordariales; Podosporaceae. The transcript is spliced from 2 exons. The coding region runs from base 1 to 222 and encodes 73 amino acids.
AUGCCACGCAUGGGAUUGUCCCUUCGUGAUCCGGGACAAGCGGCAGCAGUGCGGCGGCAGAGGAGAGCUGCCACGCCGAAUGGGAAAUUGGAUUUGAUAGCGACUGUUCAAGGUUGGGUUGCGUGGGGGUUGCUUUGCGAUGGUGGUUGGAGGCCGUUGUUGAGAGUCAAGAGGGGGACUCAAGAAGUUAACAAAGUCGAGUUAAGUCUCCUGAGAAAUUGA